This is a messenger RNA of Cyclocybe aegerita, 15144 nucleotides long. The record is from the annotation of a GenBank genome assembly. NCBI's taxonomy places the organism in Eukaryota, Fungi, Basidiomycota, Agaricomycetes, Agaricales, Hemipholiotaceae.
AUGAUGUAUCAGUAUUUUAAAUACAUUCUAUGGGGCUACAAGGGAUAUACUAGACAAAAAUUGGCCACUUUAUAUGCCUUCCUAGUUGUCUCUAAUCCUGAAAUGACGUUCGCCAGUGCUAUUCAUGACCCACUCGCGAUCAAUCUGCACCGACAGACGAGCCGUUUACUUACCUCCAUCCCUGAACAUGAUCACCAUCACGCUUCCCUGCAUAAUGCAUCUUCAACACGACAACUUUUAGCCGCUCUUUCCUCGACCUUGGCCGCUCCCGCCUAUACACAACUAGUGGCGACACUUUUUCGACCACUCCUGAUAGAUCUAUGUGCCAGAUGGCUGGAAAUGGAGGGAGAUGAAGAGAGACAUCUAGUCGCCCUGUGCUACCUUGUAGAAGUUCACGAAGAACUCUUCCCUAUUCUCAACCUGCUGCUGAAACGCAAUGAAGACGGACCCCUGUGGUUUAUUAUACAACAACACUCUCCUCUCUCCAUCGAGAAAACUCGCCUUCAACGAAUUCUCCUCGCUUACUAUCGAAUACUCUCAGCCAACCGUCAACUUCCUGAUCAUCUUCAAUGGUCCCUGGCACCAUUAUCAAAACUGAUCUGGACGCCACAACUUGACAAUGGCGUUCGUUUGCUCGCCAUUCAAUGUUAUGCUUUGCAGAGUGGGAUGGGAGAGGUAGAGCGCAACAAAAUGGAACAAGAGGUCUUGGGCGAGUCUUGUAGGGUGGAAUGCCAACUCAAUUAUGGACAAGACAGAGAAGGGACAGAGAAAAUGGUGGAUGGUUGGGUCCUACCGGUCGUAGAACUGAGACGCAUCCAGGAACAACGCAACGAAAUCGCCACAAACCCAAUCGAUUACUUCUCGGAAGAAACACAACAGACUUCCAGUCUUAGGCUUGAAGACCUAUGCCCAUUCAUUGCCAAUGUCCAUGGAGUGCUACUCCUUCGAUCAUCACCUAUAGCUCCCACCGACUUGACGCUCAUCCCGACACCUUCUUCUAUCAAGGCCCUCCGGCAGCUUGCAUUGCACCUAUCCUUACGUCUUCCUACUCUCCUCACAUCGUCACCAUCGGCCGGCAAAGCUCUACUCAUCUCACAUCUUGCUGGUGUUGUGCAUCCUGACCGAAGAAAUCAGAUUGUCACCAUCCACCUUGCAGACACGUCUCUCGAUCCACGGUCUCUCCUUGGAUCCUACGUAUCCUCUACCACUCACCCAGGGACAUUUGAAUGGAAAGAGGGUGUACUCGUCCGUUGCAUGCGUGAAGGAAAAUGGGUUGUGUUAGAGGAUGUGGAUCGAGGAAGCAGUGAAGUCCUCGGAGCCGUUAAGCCUCUCGUGGAGUCCCUCGGUCUCCAUAAAUGGAUUGGAGGUCGCGCAAGGCUUGAUGUACCGGGCCAUGGUUUUGUCGUUGCCCAUGAUCUAUUCAUGAUCUUUGCGACGAGGUCGCUCCUUCCAUCCGGGAGUGGGACCUUCCAUUCUCCCACUUUCUUCGGCUCGCAGAAAUUCUCAGAAAUGAUUGUAGAUUCCCCGUCUCCAGAGGAAUUGCGAACCAUUAUCGACGCCAAGUUUCGACGCCUCGCCGGAGGCACCGCGCAAGCCGCCAUUGACCUCUGGCGUUCUGUCAAGGAACUUGAAACCCCAUCCUCGACUCGGGACAUCGGUCUCCGAGACUUGGAGAAAUUUUGUCAACGUCUCGAAAGGCUGCUUUCUUCGUCACAUCAACCCAUGAGCAUCACACAAGAGCACGAACGGAGUUAUUCUCUUGGCGCCCUCUUCCCUAACCCUACGCUACGUGAGGACAUGUACCUUGAAGCUCGGGACGUGUUCUUUGGUUCUGGUGCGUUGACAGCAGCCACUCGAGCACAUUCCGAACUUGUUGCAAGAGUUAUUGGCGAACAGCUUUGCUUGGACAGUGACAGGCAGGAGUGGAUUCUACAUGGCAGAACCCCAGGAUUUGAGAUAGAAAAGGAUGCAAAAGAUCAAAUAGUCGCUGUUCAGUUCGGUAGAACGCGUCUGGCUGCCCAGAAAAGUCCACUUAUCCCGACAUCGUCGCGCCCAUUCGCCAUGCAUAAACCCGCAAUCUCGCUUCUGUCAAGGAUUGCGUCCUCUAUAUCGAAUGGAGAACCAAUUCUUCUCACAGGAGAAACCGGAACUGGCAAGACAAGUGUCUUAACUUACCUCGCAUCCCUUCUAGGUCGUCCUUUAAUUUCGCUCAACCUUUCGAACCAGACCGAAUCUGCAGAUCUCUUGGGGGGUCUCAAGCCGGUUGACGCUCGUGUUUCUGGCUCACAACUUCAGGAGAUAUUUCUCGAUCUGUUCGGGGCAACUUUUAGUAGAAGGAAGAACGAGAAAUUUGAGACCGAAGUUAGGAAAGCCGUGAACGAAUGCAGAUGGAAGCGAUCUGUUGGUCUCUGGAAAGAGAGCAUCAGGCUAGCCGUGGAGAGAAUACAGUUUAGACAAACUGAGCACCAACGGGCGCUAGAUGACGAAACACCGAGGAAGCGCCGGAAGACAGAACCGACGGCAUCUGUUGCUGAAUGGUUGAAAUUUCUUCAUCUGGUCGAAGAAUUUGAGGUCCAACAUGUUCAAGGACAAGGCAAAUUUGCCUUUGCGUUCGUUGAAGGACCUUUGGUGAAGGCGCUGCGCUCUGGUGAUUGGAUUCUUCUCGAUGAGGUGAAUUUGGCUAGCCCAGAAACGUUGGAGUGCAUCACUGGUCUCUUGCACGGGCCCACAGCGUCAAUCACUUUGACCGAACAUGGUUCCCUGGAACCUAUACCUCGCCACCCUGAUUUCCGCCUGUUUGCCUGCAUGAACCCGGCAACCGACGUAGGAAAGAAGGAUUUACCCCCGGAUAUACGAUCCCGCUUCACUGAAAUGGAUGUUCCUUCUCCAGACGCAGAUCAAGAAACCUUACUCACGAUUAUCUCUCAAUACGUUGGCCAUGUCGCUGUCGGGGAUAAGAGGAUCAUUAUGGAUGUCGCAGAAUUCUACCGAGCCGUGAAGCAAGAGUCAGAAUCCAGACGGAUCGCAGACGGUGCCAACCAUCGGCCCCAUUUCAGCAUGCGCACUCUCACUCGUGCGCUAACGUUCGCCGCCGAUACAGCGAGUACAUUCAGUCUCCGUCGUUCCAUCUGGGAGGGCUGUCUCAUGGCAUUCACAAUGGUCUUGGAUGCUGAUAGCGCGAAAAUAGUGACCAAGGCAGCGAGGGAUCACCUCCUAUCUGGCGUCCGCAAUAUUUCCUCCCUGUUGGCGAGAGAACCUGCACCCCCAGCUGACAUCCUUUAUGCCAAGUUUGGUCCCUUCUAUCUAGAGAAAGGACCCUUCGAGGAGCACCCAACGGAGGAGUAUAUCAUAACGCCAUCUGUGGAACGCAAACUCAUUGACCUUGCUCGUAUCAUUUUGACUCGACGAUUCCCUGUUUUGAUUGAAGGUCCGACGUCUAGUGGAAAGACAAGCUCCAUAGAAUAUCUUGCAAAACGGACUGGACAUCGAUUCAUUCGCAUCAACAACCACGAGCACACCGACAUCCAGGAGUAUCUUGGAUCCUACGUUUCCGAUCCUUUUACAGGCAAGCUUGUCUUCAAGGAUGGAUUAUUAGUGCAAGCCCUCCGUCGAGGAGAUUGGAUUGUCCUCGACGAGUUGAAUCUGGCACCUACAGAGGUUCUCGAGGCGUUGAACCGUCUCCUCGACGACAAUCGCGAACUGGUGAUUCCGGAGACACAAGAAAUUGUCCGCCCUCAUCCUCAUUUUAUGCUUUUCGCCACCCAAAACCCUCCUGGCCUGUACGCUGGUAGAAAAAUACUGUCCCGAGCAUUCCGCAACAGAUUCCUUGAAGUCCAUUUCGAUGACGUUCCUCAGAGCGAACUGGAGACAAUCCUGUGCCAAAGAUGCCGAAUUGCCCCUUCAUACGGAAGACGAAUCGUUAGCGUUUUUCGAGAACUUCAACAAAGGAGACAGACUAGCCGUAUCUUCGAGAGUAGACAGGGAUUCGCCACUCUCCGCGAUCUUUUUCGAUGGGCAGGUCGCGAUGCCGUUGGGUAUCAGGAAUUGGCAGAUAACGGUUACAUGCUCCUUGCGGAGCGCACACGGCGUCCGGAAGACAAGGCCGUCGUCAAAGAAGUUCUUGAAUCCGUUAUGGGGGUCCGGGUCGACGAAGAUGCAAUGUAUGACUUUCGAAGACAUGGUCCCAAUCUUGAAUCCUUCCUUGGAAACAUGCCGCCCCCUGCCUCAAAGACAGUAUGGACCAAAGCAAUGCAACGUCUCUACACUUUGGUUUGUCGGGGCCUGAAGUAUAACGAACCUAUUCUUUUGGUUGGGGACACAGGCUCUGGCAAGACCUCUGUUUGUCAAGCCUUCACCGAUGCCACUUCUCAGCGUCUUAUUACCGUCAACUGUCAUCAGAAUACAGAAACUGCUGAUCUUAUCGGAGGACUUCGACCCGUUAGGAAUCGCGGCGUAUUACAGGCAAGUCUUAUCGAAGAAGCUGUUUCCAUCCUUCAGGAGUUUGGCGAAGAGGUCUCUGCCCCGACAAGCAACUCCCUGACCGCCGCCUUGGCCUCUGUUCUCAGAUCCUCCACCCUUAGUCAGGCAUCUCGCCUUCGUCUCCAGAAGUGUCAUCACGAUCUCGUUCACUCCAACUCCAUCUUUGAAUGGCGUGACGGCCCUUUGAUCGAGGCGAUGCAGGAAGGGAACAUCUUCCUACUGGACGAAAUUUCCCUUGCCGAUGAUUCCGUCCUGGAACGCCUUAACAGUGUCCUUGAACCUGGCCGCUUAAUUGUUCUCGCUGAGCGUGGUGGGGCCAGUACUGACGAAUCUUUUAUCAGAGCUUCCAAAGAUUUUAAACUCCUCGCAACCAUGAAUCCUGGAGGCGAUUAUGGGAAGAAAGAGUUGUCACCAGCACUUCGGAACCGCUUCACUGAGAUAUGGGUGCCGCCUGUGGAUGAUUUCCAUGAUGUCGAGCUCAUUGUAAACAGGUUAUGGGGGUGCCAAUCCCUGCAAGCGUUCACCGGACCUCUUUUGAGCUUUGUUCAAUGGCUUUGUCUCCGAACUGGUGAUCGCUCAUUGAUGGGCCUUCGAGAUAUCCUGGCAUGGGUAGGUUUUAUGAAUGCGACAAUGCGAGAUGUCGGUAGAUCCGGUGUUGUCUAUCCUCGAGAAUUAUUUCAUCAUGCAGCUCACAUGACCUAUCUUGAUGGCUUGAGUUCAUUCCCUCAACUUGCAGGAUAUUCCCGGGAAGCUCUCAACAGCCUCAAAGACGAUGCUGAAAAGAAGCUCGAAGAGCUUAUUCCACUCAUCGAGCCUUUAGGAUCCUCUGGUCCAACUUAUGAUCCUACACAAUAUGUGCAGCUUGGUUCCUUUGCAUUAGAUAAAGGCAGUCUUUCCCCCUCACGUGCAUCGUUCAACUUCAACGCUCCAACCACCUUGAACAAUGCCAUGCGCGUUGUUCGCGCCUGUCAAGUGGCAAAACCGAUUCUUCUGGAAGGCAGUCCAGGUGUCGGAAAAACGAGCCUCAUAACCGCCCUCGCUAAUAUUUCUGGGCAUGAGCUGUGCCGGAUAAACCUUUCAGACCAGACCGACCUUGUUGACCUCUUCGGAUCCGACCUACCUGUUGAAGGAGGGACUGCAGGAGAAUUCAUGUGGAAAGACGCAGAAUUCCUCAGGGCUCUUCAAGAAGGACAUUGGGUCCUGCUGGAUGAAAUGAAUCUUGCACCGCAAGCUGUCCUUGAGGGGUUGAACGCUGUUCUCGAUCAUCGAGGAACCGUCUACAUUCCCGAGCUCAACCGUUCUUUCGAUCGUCACCCUUCUUUCCGGGUCUUCGCUGCACAAAACCCCCUUCUCCAGGGGGGCGGUAGAAAAGGCCUUCCGAAGUCGUUCGUCAAUCGGUUUACAAAAGUCUACAUCGAGGAACUAACCCCGAGUGACAUCCACAUCGUUUGCUCGCAAAUUUUCUCCGGCGUCGACGAAAACGUUCUUCGGGCUAUGAUAGCAUUCAAUAUCGAACUCAGCAAUCAAAUUUGUGCUCAGCGUCUUUUUGCACAGGAUGGUUCUCCGUGGGAGUUCAAUCUUCGGGAUGUAUUGCGUUGGGGCGCUUUGACUUUCACGAAGCGCCCUCCAUAUCGACCCCAAGACUUUCUCCGUAGUGUUUAUCUUCAUCGGUUCCGAAUUAGUCAAGAUCGUAGUCAGGCAAGACAAAUUUUCGACGCAGCGACCCUCACAUCUCCUCUUGAAGAGGCCGAUGCCCCAGCUUGGACAAUCACAGCCUCUGAGAUUCAUAUAGGGCAUCUCUCAAUGACCAGAAGAAAUUUCUCACCACUUUCUCGUCCGCGUCGGGUGCUCAAAAUGCAGCUCUCAGCCCUGCAAGCAUUGGGAGAUUGUGUUUCACAAUCCUGGCUUGCAAUCGUCACAGGGCCCAACAACAGCGGUAAAAGCAGUGUUAUACAUGCAUUGGCUAGCAUCACUGGCAACCAGCUACUUGAGGUAUCGAUUCACGGCGCGACUGACACGAUGGACAUUCUCGGCAGUUUUGAGCAGGUCGAUGCAAGGCGGAGGCUGAUAGUGUUGUUCGACGAGGCGAUCUCCUUGUUGCACAGUGAUUGUUCAACAAAAUCGGGGUCGAAAUUUGCAAUUCAUCACCAGAACAAGGCCCGAAGACUUCGAGAACAGUAUGCACAGGCAUCUGCAGGUCACUUCCCUAAUUUGGGAGCUACGGCAAUCGAUUUCUUCUUCACCUUGACCACCCUAGAAUCACCCUCCAAGCUUGUUUAUACUAGAAUCCAUUCUGACGCCGUCAAAUUCCUGUCCCAAGCUUCUGGAGCAGGCCAAUUCGAGUGGGUGGAUGGGCCUUUGAUCAAAGCCAUGAAAUCAGGGAAUUGGAUGGUGCUGGAUGGUGCUAACCUCUGCAGUCCAUCUGUUCUGGACCGCCUUAACUCUCUGUGCGAAGCAGGUGGAACAUUAAGCCUGAGCGAAAGGGGCUUUGUAGACGGCCACGUUCAGGUUAUCCGCCCUCAUCCAGACUUCAGGUUGUUCAUGACAGUUGAUCCUCGCUACGGAGAACUCUCUCGUGCAAUGCGCAACCGAGGUAUUGAAGUCGCUCUUAUUUCCAAUCCAGCUGCGGACGAUCUGUCCAUCCUUCUCGAUUACAGUAGGCUACCACUGGCUUCAUCCCUCUCGAUUUCUAACAUGACUGCCCUCCAAUUUGAUGCUGCUCGACGUGGGCUAUCUAGCCAGGUUAUUUCAUCGACGCUGUUUGUAAGGUCGACAGGCCAUUCCCUUGACCAGCACUCCAAUUUGGCCGCUUUGGUUGAUACGGCCCCCAGCCUCUUACUUCCGUCAUUACCGACCCAAGACAUUCACUCCUGGAUUUUUUUCCUCGCUCGCAGUCUUGCGCCUUCGAGCAUGCCUCUUCUCACACGUUACCUCUUGAACCGUUACCCCAAGGAGUCAGUUUCACAUAAGCUGCUUCAAUUCAUAUACGCUUUCCCACCUCACAUUCUCGACUCGGCGCUGCAGGAGUUGAGAUGGGCAUUUGUGCAAGAAAAGCAUAUCUCCGUGGAUUCUCUUCUCGCUCAGCCAAUGGACUUUUACUCUGCGCAAGGGAGGCUAUUUGGCGGAGAAUCUCAACAACUCAGAGAUGGCGAUAUCUCGCAUUCGAUGGUGGUUGAAGUGUUGAACCUCAGUGCAUCUAUCUUCCUCGACCAGACUGAAAGAUUCGCUCUGGUCCCUGACCAUGUUGCUUCCGCACCUGAAAGUAGCCUUCGGAUUCGUCAGGCAGCUAUCGCUGUUAUUCAAGAAAUUGGCCAGGUCUCUCAGGACACUUUACGACAGGCGCCAAUGUGUGAUCUGCCCUCUGUGAAACUAGCUUCGCGCAUUCUUUCCUUCACCGAAGACCUCAAACGAGUGCUGAAAUCUUCCGAGCAUGAUUUUUCCACUAUCUACUCCAUCUCUGAGCGUCUUCUGGCUGCUCUUGCCGAUUGUCCAGCAUCCUUCAACGACAUUCUGGAGUACGCUAGGGUGCUCCGCAGAUCAGUUUCUCUCUCUACGGGCCUCAGGAUAUUUGAAAUUUGGUCCAAAUUAUAUCUGGAUGAAUUACCGAAACCUAUGAUCGAGACUGUGAAGAGUACCGAGCGACUGAUGUCCUCUCUCGGUGAUUCCUCCAAUGCAUUCCUGAUUCGCAAACAAGCAUUCACCGUGAUCUGUUUGGAGACCUUACCUCCGCCCCUUGAAUCUCAUAGGCCCGUUUCUCUGGGUGAUUUGCAGCUGACGCUGCAGAAGUGUUUACUCUCAAGCGCUGACAAGUCAACGGCACAAGAAUCCUUGCGUAUCGAUUGGCGAACCAUACUCCUUGAGUUCUACGUACUUUCGGCCUGCCGGGCUUCGUCUAUCCAGAGCGCGACAAUGCAGGAGAUCGUCGAUAUGAAUGCUCGCCAACGUACAAGUCCUCUGGCCCGCCUUGCGCACCUCCAGCAUCUUGUUUGGGCUCUGGAUGCUAACCUAGACCAUCCUUCUCUCUUCGUGAGAGCCAACAUUCGAUGGUUAGAAGGUCUUUGGGAAGUAAAAAUGAACUCUUCUAGCCCUGCUGGUCCCUCAAUCCUUUUCCAGCCCGUCCUGCUCCGCCAUAGCGUUGCAAUAUGUGAUAUUACCAACGUGCCGCUGCUAUCGUUGACGAAUCAUCAACAGGAGCUUCAUCAACACGCCCGUCUGGUGCUCAAUGAAUCGAAACAGGCCUCAAGUCGUAUGGCGCAGCUAGCGGAGGUCUACUAUCAAACCCUUCUCACGAUCAUAUCAUGCUUUUCCUCGUCGUAUGAGAGUGAGGACUUCAGUGCAAUCCAGACAUCCACGGCUCAAGACUGGAGCAAUUUUCCUCGGUCCUUUCAGCAUGUUCUUUUGCUCCUACAACGUUCGAAGGACGAGGCCCUUAUAGCAGCCCUUCAGAAAGAACUCCUGCCUCUCGUAGAUCUCCUUCCUAAAACGACAACUUUGCAAUUCUUGGGGCUCGCUUGGAUUGGUUGUAGCCGCCUCCUUUUCAAUCUUAUCAUUCCCGACACCCCAAUCGAUCCUGCAGGUAUCCAAAAUUGUGCAUACUCUCACCUUCUGCGGGAUCAGAGGCACCUUCGCACACAGAUAGAUCUACACCAAAAACUCGAGUUUCUGGUCACUGGAAAUGCAUCCAACAGUACGUUGGCGCAUCUCAAGUUCCAACUGGACGAAGUCCAGGGGGCUCUAGCGCAGCUGCCAAACCUCCCACGUCGCGAUCACGACCUACGUUUACACCUCUUCUGGACAGAAGUUGCACAAUUCCAGGAAACCGUCCUUCAUACCGUGAAAAUCAAUGGUCUUCUUGAUGCGGUGUAUUACAAGAAAGAGAACGCGUCGCUGCGUGAACGGGUGAUACAAGAAUCCUUGGAAGGCUUUUAUCAGCGUUUGGAAAGCGUCUACCCGGAGUUUCCUGACCUUAUCGUACUUCUCAAGUUCGGAAUCCUCCAGAUGCGGCUCGGACUUCGAACACUCGUGGACGCUACAUCAGCUCCUGAAGGAGACCUUCCCGCACGUUCGACCAUGUCUUUGCUAGCAUUCCCUUCAGCAAACAGCUCCUCUCGUAUAAUCAACCUCUUCAAAGACGCCCCACCUUCUGGAAGUUCUGUCUUCAAAGGCAUUCUCAUUACGCUGGCUGCUUCAGUUGUGUUGAGACAAUUAGGCCUACAAGAACGUGACUUUCUAUCCUCCAUCCAUGCUACUUACGAACGAGCUGCCAAGCUUUGGCUCAUUGACCGUGCAAAAGAAAAGAAAACUACAGAAGAGGCCUCCAGUCUUUAUCGGCAAUCGAAAAUGGACUACAGUGCGAAGUCAGAUGCCGAAGUUGAGCAACAAGAAUUUUUGGCAAUGUUCCCAACGUUCGAAGAAGCUCUGAGCAACAAUACUCUUGCCUUCGAUGUGGAUCAGGCUCAUCCUUCUUCCUUCAUUCAACCCUCUGACAUGCCAGUUUUUUUGCGCCUUCACUACCACCUGGUGGAGUCUUCAUGUGAUCCAUCCUCUUUCAACAGCGUUGUCGAAGAAUUUUCAGACCUGAAGCAUAGCAUGAUUCACACGCUCAUGACGAGCUCGACAUCUCCCUUGCCGGCUUGUCUGGAUCGGACCAGUAUCCAUUUUCAAUUCAACCUACUUCGCGAUACUCUCUUCUCACUUGAUUGCGACGCUGCCACGAUAAUGCCUUACAAUUUCUAUUCGACACCAAACUACCGGGAGGUCAAGAAAUGUGCAUCCAUUGUCUUGUCGUGCCGGAAACGCCUUCAGAAUAUCUCGGACGAGUGGCCGGAUCAGAUGGUCCUGAAGCAUCUCAUCGAGAGGUGUGAUUCCAUCCUCAAUGUUGCCUCCUCGUCGCCUGUAGCCAAGCUCUUGUCUAUGAUUGAGCAACUUUUGGUCCAAUCAGAUGAUUGGGAAAUGUACGCCAACCGGGAAAAUUCGCUCAAGGCCCAUCGAGAAGACUUGAUUCGCUUGGUGGUGGAUUGGCGCCGUCUGGAACUUUCUAGUUGGCAAGGUCUCUUGGAGUCGCAGGCUGCGUCCCUGAGAGAUGAACUUGCUGAAUGGUGGUUUCGUCUCUAUGACGUAAUCGUACGAGUCCCGUCAUCUCUGGUCACCCAAGACCAAAAGCUAGACGAAGCAACUUUCCAAAGGCACUUCCAGGAGUUGGCCCCUCUGCUCAACGAGUUCAUCACGUCUAGCCCUCUUGGUCAGUUCCAUGCCAGAUUGAGGAUGAUCCGAAGUUUCGAACAUUACAUCGUGUUCAUUCAACCCCUUCAUUCUGUUGUUCAGAAUUCCAUUCUACAGCGUGUCGAGCGGAUCCUCCAUGCCACAUAUCAAUACUACCAAUUGUUUUCCGAAAGCCUUCAAAAGCACUUGCUCGAGCAGAAGUCUCCUCUCGACAUGGAAAUCAAAGCGCUGGUCAAGCUUGCCAGCUGGAAAGACGUCAACGUGGAAGCCUUGAAGCAAAGCGCAAAACAAACCCAUGUACGACUUUACAAAGUGGUCAAGAAGUUCCGCGACGUUUUGCGGCAACCUGUCAUUGACAAGCUGCAACCUUUUUCUGCCACAGAUGCAGACGGUGAACCCUUAUCCCUAGGCGAGAACGACGAUCCAGCUCUUUCCGUUACUUUUCCCGAUUCUCUUCAGGAUAAGGGGGGACAAUCAAAUGCCUCCCAGAACCACAUCUUUCAUAUCCGACGAACUUUCGGAGUAUAUGUUUCGUUGAUAAGCAAGCAACUGUGCCCGUUCAUCCGGAGGUGCUCUCCUCAACUCGUGGAUGACGUUGCCGUCGAAAUCAUUAGAACCGCUAGGUCCCUUGCCUCAAUUGUUAUCCCCCCUGGCCCUUUACAAGAAAAACAACUGAAGGCACUGCUAGUCAGAAAGAGAAAAGCAUGGUCUGAUCUCUUGAAGGAGCUAAAGCAUGCAGGGUUUUCGAAUAGUCUGAAACCCGAAGUUCUUCGGCAACAUACCGAUCAGCUUUGGAUCAAGGAGCAGCCCAUUAUGCCAAAGACACCGGCUGAUAUCUCUGUUGACAAUGGCGAACGGUAUUUCACAAAACUCUGUGGCUCUUUGACCAUCUUGCGAUCCUCCCUUCCCAACCACCAUGGUGACUUGACAACACGCGAGCUGCAAAGAGGGCAAAUGUUCCUUGAAUCCGGGUUCUCUAUGGCAUUAGACCUUCGGAAUAGGCUGACUAUGUCGCUAACCGUCUUCGGACAAAUUUCGACGACUCUCGGUCGAUUGAAACAACUUUCCUCCUCGAGUGAAAAUCUCGUGCCUACAGGGCCCAACCUUCAUGAGCACAUCUCCUCACUUUUGAUGGCGCACGUCAAAAUAUCGCAUGGUCUCUCCGAGCUGCUGAAGAAUGUGCCUGUCGUCGACUACUUCGCAGUGGGGUCGUCAAUUCCUGAUUCAUUGCUCGGCGAACUUUCCGACACUCUCCGCAUGACUGUUAGUCUCGAGAACGAACUGAGGUCUAUCGUCUCCGACAUCAGUCCGAAUAUGCCUCCUAUUCUCCAGAAGUGGGAAAAUAAGCUUUUACUCCGGGCCACGGAACAUAUCUCCCAAGUCAACGCCCGCAUCAUAGCUUGGAGAGCCUGUGAGCCGCGGCUCGGCUAUUUGUUCCUCCCCCUCCAGGAAUGGCUUAACGAACGAACACCAGCUCCCUUGUUCCCGUCUGAGAGUACCACGAUUUCAGAUGACUCGAAGUUCAGCUCACUGCUCAAUUCGCUCUUGUUGUCCAUUCAGGCAUUUGUUCAUCGCUGCUCCAGGGAAGCCGAUGGUUUGCAGGAAGACCACCCAGAAAAAUAUGCCCUCAAAGGUUAUCACAGCAUUCGUGAUUUUACACACUUCUUGAGUUUGGCGGGGGUCAACGCCCGUCUGAACGACUUCCUAGCUAGCCUUACGUCUCGUGAUGACAUCAGCGGAGAACUAUCCAGAGUCAUUCCCUUCCUCAAUCUCUAUCUCGCACUUGCCAAGGAUCAGCUUGUUUCACACAGUCGUUGGACCAAGGCUCUAUUCAAGCUGAACUUUAUCCUCUGCUCCAUUCUCCAUACACUCUGCGAACAAGGGUUCUGUAAACCUCCAAACAAGAAUGAUGCUGGAGCCGAGUUGCCAGAAACUUCUGACGGAGUUGGUAUUGGAGAGGGAUCCGGAACGGAGAAUGCCUCCAAGGAUAUCCAAGAUGAAAGUCAGAUUGAAGGUCUCAAAGGAGAUAAUGACGAAGACCAGGGGGCUCAAGACAGACAUGAGGAUGGAGGUGCCAUCGAAAUGGAUAAUGACUUCAGUGGGGAUCUGGAAGACUUGCCAGACGACUGUUCUGACAAUGCCGACCAAUCUGACGCUGGCAGUGAAGCUGACCUCAACGAAAUCCUGGACGAGCUUGACAGACUGGACCCCUCAACAAUCGAUGAAAAGAUGUGGGGAGAUGAAAAGGGUUCAGGGGAUUCGAAUGAUACAGAGGAAAAGGCUGACCAAGAUCACUCAAAGGAACAGGGAGGUGCUUCUGAAGUCGUUGCCAAGGAAAGCGAGCAUCAAAGCAAAACAACAGAGAAGACGAGAGACGAUAGAACUAGUCGCGAGGACAUGGAACUGGACAAAGAGGAGAAGUUUAGUGAGGGUGAAGAAGAGGAGAGCAGUGAACCAAAUACCGGGGGCGGUGCAACGGAUGAACACGUUCCUGAAGCCAACACGCUUGAUCUUCCUGAUGACAUUGAUCUAGUUGGGGACGAAGCAGAAAGAGACGAGGCCGGGAAGAUGGAAGAGGAGGAAACUGCGGUUGAUCCUCAGAUCGAUGACUUUGCGAUGCACGAUCCUAGUCGUGAGCCCCUCCAGGACGAGGACGAAGGCGAAUUGCUGCACAGCGAGGAGGGUUCUGCUGAAAAUGACGCAGAAAAGGCAUACGAUACGAACGAUGAAGGUGUUUCUGAAGACGCUAUAGCCCAACCGGACAUGUCCAAAGCAGAUGGGACGACGGACCAGAACGAAGUUCCUAGUACUGAAGUCGAUGGAAGCGCAUCAACUGGAGAAGCUGGCGUAGCAAAGGGCCGAUCCGGUGAAGCAUGUGCAAGCGACGAAAAGACAUUGGACGGGAACAGUUCUCCUGAAGGACAGGCAACCGAAAUGGAGCCAACAGAUCACAGCGGCACUGGUUCAGCGAUGUCUGGUCUUCGACAGGGUCAAGAUCCUUCCCAAAGCGAAAGUCAAUGUACCACAGUGCCAAAUCCCCUUCGAAGCCUCAGCGAUAUGCUGAAGGAGAUUCGACAACGUUUCGAUGAGAUUCUCAGUGGUGACCAAGAUGACACUCCUCAUGAAUAUGUGGGUGAUUCGAACUACCAGUCUCAAAUUGAGUAUCUGCGCCCUCAAGACGCAGAUCAUAAUAUGCAGGCCUUGGGUCCAGCAGGGGAAGAACAAGUGGCCAAACUUGAUCAAAUCACCAUCGUCGACGAAGAAAUGAAAGUAGAAAAUGCAUUCGCGCCAAUGGAUGUUGACGAAACCCCUACGGAAGAUCAUGUUCCCCUUCCUCAGCAAGCGGCUCAACCAUCUGAAGUACCCAGAGCAGACCGACACGAUGAUGCGGAAGGCGCCAUUCUCCAAGUCGGCCGGCGUCAAACUUCUGACCUUCAAACUCCUCAUCCGUUAGUCCGAGCCGGAACAGCCGAGGUCAUCGAUGAUGAUCAGAACACCGAAAUGGAGCUCACAGCUUGGCGUGCUGCAGACUAUCCCGAGAGCGGAGCGGAGCAUAUUUGGCGACUCUAUGAAUCUUUGACUCACGACCUAGCCUACACUCUAUGUGAACAGCUCCGUUUGAUUCUGGAACCGACCUUGGCCACUCGCUUGAAAGGGGAUUAUCGCACCGGGAAGCGGCUGAACAUGAAGAGAGUCAUUUCUUAUAUUGCCAGCGACUACACAAAAGACAAGAUCUGGUUGCGUCGCACGAAACCCAGCACGCGAGAAUACCAAGUCCUCAUUUCUAUUGAUGACUCUCGUUCCAUGGCGGAAUCCCAUUCUAUCCAUUUGGCCUAUCAAGCACUGGCCUUAAUCUCAAAAGCUCUUAGCCGGCUCGAAUCCGGUGAUGUUGCUAUUUCCAAGUUCGGAGAGACUGUCGACCUACUUCAUGGGUUUGAUCAAGGUCCAUUCACUGAACAGGCGGGGACCAAGGUCUUGAAUGCUUUUCGAUUCACUCAGAAGGCCACCAACGUGUCGUCUCUUUUGCAAACAAGCCUCAAGGCCUUGGAGAAAGCCAGAGAACGCAAGGCGAUGUGUUCUGCGUCGUCUGCUGAUCUGUGGCAAUUACAAAUCAUCAUCUCCGAUGGAAUGUGUCAGGACCACGAAGGGCUUCGUCCUGUUUUGAGGAAAGCGGAGGAACAGCGGGUGAUGAUCGUCUUCGUUAUUAUCGACUCUCUUCAAGCGACAGAUCCGACCAACUCGGGAGGGCCGCACCAUGGAUCGAUCCUUCAGAUGGAAAAGGCCGAACUAAGGACAGAGAAUGGGAAGACAGAAAUAUGCAUGCAGAAAUAUCUCGAGUCCUUUCCUUUCGAGUACUACGUCGUCUUGCGAAACGUUGAAGCCUUGCCGGAUGUUUUGGCAGGAACAUUAAAGCAGUUUUUUGAGAGGAUUUCAGAGGAGUGA